Molecule: messenger RNA, 1445 nt
Organism: Marmota flaviventris (yellow-bellied marmot)
Lineage: Eukaryota; Metazoa; Chordata; Mammalia; Rodentia; Sciuridae
Gene: Ltb4r2
Product: leukotriene B4 receptor 2
Biological process (GO): neuropeptide signaling pathway
Cellular component (GO): plasma membrane
Molecular function (GO): leukotriene B4 receptor activity; G protein-coupled peptide receptor activity
Source: RefSeq, a predicted model, not a curated record
CGGAGGCAAUGUGGACUUAUGCCCCACUUCUGAAUGCCCUCUGUGGCCUCUUCCAGCCCCGCAGAAGAAGGAUGUCAGUCUGCUACCGGCCCCCUGGGAAUGAGACACUGCUGAGCUGGAAGGCCUCACGGACCACUGGAACGGCCUUUCUAUUGCUGGCGGCGCUGCUGGGGCUGCCCGGUAAUGGCUUCGUAGUGUGGAGUCUGGCUGGCUGGCGGCCCGCACGUGGGCGACCACUGGCGGCCACGCUAGUACUGCACCUGGCGCUGGCCGAUGGCUCGGUCCUGCUACUCACACCGCUCUUCGUAGCCUUCCUGACCGGGCAAGCCUGGCCGCUGGGCCAGGCGGGCUGCAAGGCUGUGUACUACGUGUGCGCCCUCAGCAUGUACGCCAGUGUGCUGCUCACCGGCCUGCUCAGCCUGCAGCGUUGCCUCGCCGUCACCCGCCCCUUCCUGGCGCCCCGGUUGCGCAGCCCGGCUCUGGCCCGUCGCCUACUGCUGGCAGUCUGGCUGGCCGCCUUGUUGCUUGCUGUCCCGGCCGCUGUCUACCGCCAUCUCUGGGGGGACCGCGUUUGCCAGCUGUGCCACCCGUCGCCCGCCCACGCCGCCGCCCACCUGAGCCUGGAGACUCUGACCGCCUUUGUGCUUCCUUUUGGGCUAGUGCUUGGCUGUUACAGCGUGACGCUGGCGCGGUUGAGGGGCGCCCGCUGGGGGUCUGGGAAGCAGGGGUCGAGGGUGGGCCGGCUGGUGAGCGCCAUCGUGCUCGCCUUCGGCUUGCUCUGGGCUCCCUACCACGCAGUCAACCUACUGCAAGUGGUGGCAGCACUCGCUCCACCAGAAGGUGCCUUGGCGAGGCUCGGCGGCGCAGGCCAGGCAGCGCGGGCUGGAACGACAGCCUUGGCCUUCUUCAGCUCUAGCGUCAACCCAGUGCUCUACGUCUUCACCGCUGGGGAUCUGCUGCCUCGGGCGGGUCCCCGGUUCCUCACACGGCUCUUCGAGGGCUCUGGAGAAGCCCGAGGGGGAAGCCGCUCUAGGGAGGGUACCAUGGAGCUACGAACUACUCCCCGGCUACAAGUAGUGGGGCCGGGAAAGGGCAAUGGAGACCCAGGGGGUGGGGUGAAGAGGGGCAGUCAGGAAUGGGAUCCUUGACACCAAACCCUACAACCAUGUCUGCUUUUCCCCUACCACUUUUCAUCUUCCCUGAAACUCACUCCUCUGAGGCAUUUGGGGACCCUUUUCCAACUAAUUUGGAUCUGGCUGGGUAGGAUUAUUACAUACCUGGGGCAGGUCCAGAUUCCUCAAAACGGAGGGACUUUGAGGAUAGUGAUGUCCCUUAUUAAAAAAUGCUGUGUGCUUGCAAGUUGGCAUAUACCCAUGUGCCAGCAUUGCUUACUUGUUGCCAGUGACUUUAUUGUGAAAUACAUUGGGAAGUCAUUAGAUGAUGAC